This is a messenger RNA of Beta vulgaris subsp. vulgaris (sugar beet), 2006 nucleotides long. RefSeq names its product amino-acid permease BAT1 homolog. The coding region runs from base 300 to 1853 and encodes 517 amino acids. Gene Ontology annotation, cellular component: membrane. The transcript is spliced from 7 exons. NCBI's taxonomy places the organism in Eukaryota, Viridiplantae, Streptophyta, Magnoliopsida, Caryophyllales, Amaranthaceae. The record is from RefSeq and is a predicted model, not a curated record. Gene Ontology annotation, molecular function: transmembrane transporter activity. Gene Ontology annotation, biological process: transmembrane transport.
UGAUAAAACUUAUCAUCCCAAAAAUCUUAAAGAUAAAAACAUGACAUGAUAUAAUUGAUAUUUUCAUAUAUAUCUUUAUAUAGAUUAUCAUAUAAUAUUAAUCUUUUUAGUCAAGAUGAGAUUCUUCUGAAUGUCAAUAAAUGACGCGAAGUAGGUCUCAAAUUAUUUGCUUCAGUCAACCCAAUUUUGAUAGAAACUCUUUCUCUCUCCUAUUUAAGUAAAAAAAAAAACCCAGCUUCAAAUUCAUCCAUAAAAGCUGGGUUUCUAAUUUUUUUGGGGAAAUCAUAAGUUUUGAUACAAUGGAAAAACACCCAGAAAUGGAUUCAGGAGAAAAAAGGCUAAAUGAAUUGGGUUACAAGCAAGAACUUAGAAGAGAAAUGACUUUGUUUAAAACACUGGCAAUAUCAUUCUCAACAAUGACACUGUUUUCAGGAAUAACUCCUCUGUUUGGUUCAAGUUUGCAAUAUGCAGGGCCUGCAAGUCUUGUAUGGGGGUGGGUUGUUGUUUGUUUCUUCACUAGUUUUGUUGGUGUUGCUAUGUCUGAGAUUUGCUCCUCUUUUCCGACAACAGGCUCCCUUUACUUUUGGGCUGCACAUUUAGCUGGGGCGAAAUGGGGCCCAUUUGCAUCGUGGUGUUGUGCAUGGUUCGAGACUAUAGGUCUUGUCGCUGGCAUAGGUACUCAGGCUUAUGCAGGAACAGAAGUCCUGCAGAGUAUCAUUUUGCUUUGCACUGGAACAAACAAAGGUGGAGGAUACUUCGCUCCAAAAUGGUUGUUUGUAUGCAUAUAUAUUGCAAUGACACUAAUAUGGGCUGUGCUAAAUACAUUUGCCUUGGAGGUCAUUGCCUUCAUUGAUAUAAUUUCGCUGUGGUGGCAGAUGAUUGGUGGCGUAGUCAUCGUGAUUCUGCUUCCUCUAGUGGCUCUAACUACAAAGCCAGCCUCAUAUGUUUUCAGUCACUUUGAAAUGGCGAGCUCUACUGGGAUAACAAGUAAACCAUAUGCUGUCAUGUUAUCCCUACUUGUUAGCCAGUAUUCACUGUAUGGAUAUGAUGCAGCAGCACAUCUCACUGAAGAGACAAAAGGAGCAGACAAGAAUGGACCUAUUGCAAUUCUCUCUAGUUUAGGGAUCAUUUCAGUAUUUGGAUGGGCAUACAUCCUUGCCCUCACUUUCAGCAUUCAGGAUUUGAGCUACCUCUAUGAUCCGAGCAAUGAGACUGCAGGAGCAUUUGUGCCAGCCCAGAUACUUUAUGAUGCAUUUCAUGGAAGAUAUCACAACUCUGCUGGAGCAAUUAUAUUGCUUGUCAUGAUUUGGGGAUCUUUUUUCUUUGGCGGACUUUCUAUCACUACUAGUGCCGCGAGAGUGGUAUAUGCAUUAUCCAGAGAUGGGGGAGUUCCAUAUUCAUCCAUCUGGCGAAAAAUUCACCCAAAGCAUAAAGUUCCUGCUAAUGCAGUGUGGCUCUGUGCAGCAAUCUGUAUUCUUCUUGGGCUACCAAUAUUGAAACUCGAUGUAGUCUUCACAGCCAUAACAUCCAUUUGCACAAUAGGGUGGGUAGGUGGCUACGCGGUUCCAAUCUUUGCGAGAAUGGUGAUGGCGGAGGAGAACUUCAAACCCGGGCCAUUUUAUCUUGGAAGAGCUAGCAGGCCAGUUUGCUUCAUUGCAUUUGUAUGGAUCUGUUAUACCUGUGCUGUCUUUCUUUUACCAACUUACCUUCCUGUCAAAUGGGAUACUUUCAAUUAUGCUCCUGCUGCUUUAGGUGUAGUUUUGGGUUUGAUUAUGCUUUGGUGGGUUGUAGAUGCUAGGAAAUGGUUUAAAGGACCUGUUAGGAACAUUGAAAGCCAAAAUGGCAAAGUUUGAAAUUUUUUCCACGUUUAAGUAUUCAAAUUUUUAUUGAUAUUAUUAGACCUCUCCAAAAUUAGCCAACCACAAGAUUUGUAAUUGAUUACAUUGCAUUUUUAUGUUAGUGUGUAUGAAAAAUCUCAUAAUAAAAAAAAAAUGGAUUUCGUGCUA